CCGCGGCUCGCACCCUGCGUUUUACCAAGGGAAGUCUUGCGCCUCAGAUUGGCUUGUGGGCCCCCCGUUUAACACAGCAGCUGGUCUCGCCUGAUACGCCCACAACAUGCAUUGCGAAAUCGCGCUCCAGCGCGAGGAGGAGGAGGAGGAAGAGGAGGAGGAGGAGGAGGAAAAGGAGGAGGAGGAGGAGGAGGAGGGAGCGAACAAAGCCACCGGGGGCACCGCUCCGAUCUCCGCCGCGCCGCGGCCGCACCCCGCCCGCGAGCUCAGGCCAGGCGCCAACCUGACGGCGCGACGUGCGGCGGCAGCGGCAUCGUUCUGUUUCUGGCCGGCGAGCGGCGGGGGGCCGUGCCUCGCGUGGUGGUGGUGCACCCGGGUCGCCACCCCCGGGGUGGCCGGGCCUCGGGCGCCGCCCUCAGCUGCCCAGGCGGUGCCCCUGGCCGCCGAAGAGCUGCAGGCCCUCGCCCGCGCGCCCGGGCGGGCCCCUCCGCCGCCUGGGCGCUCGCGGCGCCCCCGG
Molecule: messenger RNA, 517 nt
Organism: Prorocentrum cordatum
Lineage: Eukaryota; Dinophyceae; Prorocentrales; Prorocentraceae
Source: the annotation of a GenBank genome assembly